AGUCAGGUGUGGCGAAUCGCGAUUCUGUAAUUCCAUCACAUUGACUUGCCUGCGGUAAACCCGUAGAGGUCGCACUGCGCCUGCGGGUAAAUAAAGUCAAUCUCACCACGACGCGAGGUAGAGUAGCUCCAGUACCUCGGAUUAAGAGAUUAUAGGCAUAUUAAUCGGGAGGAAUGUCUGGCCAGGCGAGGCUGAGGUGGGAUGUAUCUGGCUGCUGGCUGAAGUAACUCUCAGUCACCCACUGACCACAGUGGAAGAAGGAAUGGUGGGUAAGUGUUGCUCCUUCGCACGGAUGCAAUACUUGACUGUAAUCUUCUGUUUGAAAACUGUGAUUUGAAACGAAACCCACUGGUGAAGGAUAUACGAAGGUGGGAAGUGUGGAUGUUCACUGCGGCUUCCAGAUCAACGCUGUUAUUUCACUCUUAAUUAGAGUUUUGAGAGUGGACCAGAACACCCAGGGUGCACUCCCGCAGGUAGGAUGGUGGGUCGCAGCCCCUGCGGACGCCCGCCAUCCCUAUAACAGCCGCAGCCGCAAUGUCCACCUCCCACUCUUCGGGGUCCUCAUGCGGGCGGGUGUCAGGGGUAUGGCCGCACUCGCUGGCCGCAGGAGGCGCCCUAACCCCGAAGAACUUGCUGCGUCUCCACAAACUACCCCUGGCCGCCCACCUGCACACGCCCACCGCCCCGCCGGGGCUGGACCUCUCACGCCCACUGCUGCUAUACACCAACUACACCUCAACUAAGGUGAGGGGCGUGUCGUUGAGGCCUGGUAGGGACGGAGGCCUGACUCCCGUGGGUCCAGCUAUCGUCAUCCCAGAGGCCUACACUGGUUGGUUCGCUAUAGUUACUAGCGAGGGUCACACUGCUCCAUUCUUCUCUACAGUGGAACAAGUUGUCAGCAGUCAGGUGACCUUCUUCCUCACCCGCUACGAUAUUCCAGCCUACACUAACCUCCAUGACGAAAGUGGUCGCACAACGUACCAGAAGACGGUGGUACAAAGCGGCCACGUGCUCAAGCUCCUGGGCAUCUUCGAGGACCUCAACUCCAAGAAGACGAACAGUGGAGGCAGCCGGGCCCGCGAUGCAACCUUCAUCUUCCCUUGCAACAAAUAUGCCCAGUGUCUCAAUUACAAGAACGAGGUUGUGUUCUUGCCUUUCUCUACCACCGGUCGGUUCUAUACGACGGCGCAUAAGGCGAGCAAGAACCCAAGUCAUGUGUACUUGAUGGCUCACAUUCUCAAGAACCACAAGUUACCCAUCACCGUCCGCCUUGUGUGUGGCUACAUGCCUCGUGUCCCGUGUAGCUUUACUGGUGUGCUGAGACUGGAGCAGGCACAGAAAGAGGCAGUGAUCCUGGCCUGCACCAUGACCAACGAGGCUCAAGCUACUCUCUUCGAGAUCGACGUGUCGUCCAACUUUGUCUUGACGCCCGUUAAGGACCCGAUGUUCCCCAAGACGCCCAUCUUCCUGAAGACCGUCUCCUAUUGUGAGGACGAGGCCGACGCCUGGAGAAGGCAGAUCAAGGUAACACAUCACGUGACAGAGAAGAGAUCUAAAUCCCUGAGUCGAAGUGACAAGUUCUUGGAGCAACCUCGGCCUGGGAGCUUCGCCCUUCUGAUCGACCAUGACCGUAAGAAGGUAAGAGGGCGAGACAAGUCAAGGGAGCGACUGGCUGGCCUCCGCAUCAGGGAUACAACACCAGACAAGAGCAAGGAAAACAUAUUUCGCAACACAAGUUUAGAGAGGUUGCCUGAGAGAAUUAAAGUCAGGCUGAGAGACAAGAGUAAAGAUAAACAGCAGGAAAGAAUUAAAGUCAAGCUGCACGGUAUACACGAAGUUAAGCUGGACAGAAGCGCAGACAAACCGCAAGAUAGAUCUGCUAACAAGGUGAACAAGGAGGACCAAGACCAGAGGAAAGUGUCGAAGCAAAACACAUACAUCUUUCAGAACGGACGAAGUACCAAGGUCCAGGAGAAACAGCAGGAGGCGGAUGCAGUGAGCAGACUUGACAAAUCGUUAGAAAGUCUGGACUACUCGAGAGUCGUUGACGACAUUAGCCCAGUACGAGGCGGUGAGGACGAAGAACAACACUACGCAGAGAUCUGUGAGCAUAUCAGCAAGAAGAGUGGCGUCUCGGGCAAGAAAGAUGUCCAUAAAUGCGAGAAAAGAAAAUCUAUAGGGGAUAGAGACAGCUUCGCCCAUGAUCCUCAAUCCAGUGACAAUUUGUGCUUCACUCUCUUGAAAAAAGACAUUGGUGGCUACUACGUGAAGAUCCCAGGCUUCGAAGUCCCUAAGGAUGACUUCGAGCCUGGGACACACAGUGACCAAAACAGGAGUUACGAUUCCCUAUGUUAGACAUUCACUAGUAUUAUUCGUUUAAGUAUUUUAUACCUGUUCCACACGUGUUAUUCACCGUCUCGUCGUACAGUGCAAGAUUUCAACGACAGACCUAGAACGAGACUGCGUCAGUGUACACUGGGUAUCACGCUAAGUUUUAUCUGACAGUGAAACUGAUACGCUGAGUGAAGCACUUGUGCUGGCAAGUAAAUUUGUUAACUUGUUCAUGGUACCAUAAAAUAAAGCUAUAAUACGGCUGUGUUUUGAGUAGGGGCAUAUACAUAAUUGUAAUAUGGGAACAUAUUACAAUUAUCUAUACAAAAAUAUAGCCUAAGCAUGUGUUAGUGUGGUCUGAUAAUAUAGAGGUCGAGUAGACCGAUAGUAUAUAAACAAGUCAUAGACUGCAGGUUAUGGUAUUUGUAAAAACGUUUCAUCCACUAGGAACUAUAUUGAUAAAGUCCCUGGUGAGCGAAAUGUCUUCACAAUAAAAUGCCAUAACCCGCAUUGCGUUUUCUUUAACAGGUAUUACUUAGGGUGGGAGGAAAAUGACUUCUUUUAAGUCUGCUCAAGGGACUUCAGGGAGAAAAAGUCUGCUCAAAGAAACACACUGUAAAUGUCCACACCUGGGAAACUUUGGAACAAGAAAGGAAAACAAAGUUUGAUACAUGCUUUUAUAAGUAAAUUCACAGCCUCUGUGUUGGAAUGCGUCAAGUUGCAAAGGAGGACAAAAUAAACCUCGUGUACUGAUAAACCAGGAUUUCAAAUACGUUGAAUAUAAACCGGGAAGAUAUAUCUGGAAGAUGUCAGUCUGCUAGACGGUAUAAGCUACAUUACCGUUUUCCUGCCUUCUUAAUAAACCUAUUUAUUCUGAUUGGUUAGGUAGAUAACUCUGCCACUUGCAAAUGCACGUUAUCCAUGAGUCAAAGAUAACAGUUGCAGUGCAACUUCCGUUGACACGAGUUCUGAGAACUAAGCUGUGAAAAUAAGGUUUGAUCUCCUUCAGCCAAGUGUUAAACACUUUAUGAUGAGAUCUGUCAGCGUAGCACUCAGCUCGUGUGACAAGCGAUACCACAAAUGACUGAACUUGUGUGACGCUAGAGGGCUUUCCGUGAGUUUAAGACCGCCAGAGACUGGUGUCUGUACCAGGACAAAAAAUGAAAAUACUAGCCUCUUUACUUAAUGUAAAGUAUUACGCCCAUAACACGGAAUCAAUAAUAUUUCAAUUCUAAAUCAGGCAUUAGAUUAAACUCUCAGUAAACAUACUCUAAGAGAUAAGUUCUAGCUGCUUAGGUAUGGAAAGAAUGAAGAACUAAAAAGGGACACUGUAUACAUAAGUCAAGAGGAUUGUCAAAUAGAACGCAAGGAACACUUGAAUGUCUUCGGAAUAAUUAUGUCAACUCUUGGGCCAGUAUAUGGUAUCCGAUCGUGUAAGAAUCGGCCUUAACACUUACAUGUGGUAUUGAGGAUCGGCGUCAAGAGAAGCCGAUCCUAACCUUUAUUGAAGAAUUUAGUGAUAUGUUACUCUCAAUACCACUUCGAGUAUAUUUGAAUGUUUAUAUAAUGUGGAUGUUUAUAUCAUGUGAACGUUUAUAUCAUGUAAAUGUUUUAUAUCUUGUGAAUGUUUAUAUCAUGUGAAUGUUUAUAUCAUGUGAAUGUUUAUAUCAUGUGUGUAUACGAGUGCGUGUGUUCAUACUAUAAAUUGAUAUAUUAGUGUACUCUCGUGGCCAUCUGUAAUUACGAAAUCUAAAACGUAACCACUGUACUAAUGACGCCAUCUGUGGCAGCUAAUUCAUCUACAUAAAAAGUUAUAACAAAAUAUCAACUAUGUCAAUAAACUUAAUA
Messenger RNA from Cherax quadricarinatus, 4179 nucleotides. The record is from RefSeq and is a predicted model, not a curated record. Lineage: Eukaryota; Metazoa; Arthropoda; Malacostraca; Decapoda; Parastacidae.